AAACCUUAUUGUUUCGCUACUGACGUCCAAAAGAAAACACCACCAUAUCACGUGUUGUUCUCUGAGCAAUUUUCCGGUCGACCCUUCUUCACUCCGAAUCUCCGAUCGAACACGAUUGCCUCCUGUCUUCGAUUUUAAAGAGCUUUGCACGAUGACUGGCUUACCAAUUCUGAACACAUUCUUGGUCGGCUUCCUUCUCGUUAUCAAGCUGCUACUAGUUGAUGAUUAAUCCGAUGAAGAAACUGCCGUUUGGAUAACCACGAUUCUGAGCUCAAUCGCAGGUUCUAACUUCUCUGUUAUUUAAAUUCUAGAUUCGCUCUGAUACCAAUUCAAGAUUGAUUUCUCGGCAGCGACAACCUUCCUCGUUGCAGCUUACCAAGUCGAUCCCAACCCCUUGGUUUGCAGGUUGUUGAAUCAAAAACCCCAGAAAGAUUCGAUUUCGGUAUUCAAUUUAUGUAAAAUUUCCGACGAGUGUGAUCCAAUAGAAGAAGAUGAAGAAAUCCACACAUACUACUAUAAUUUUCAUCGUGUUGAUCGCACUAGUAUCUAAAUCAAACGGGGACGCUAGAGCCAAAAUAAUAAAAACGCAAUGUACUAAAACCUUAGGCGACAACGAAGAACUAUUUACCAAAAACUAUAUCCGUGCAUUGGAAAUAAUUGGUGCACAAAUUCAAACUUCACAUAACGUAACAACAGCGGUGGGAACUGGCCCGAACAAAAACUAUGUUAUGGCCGAAUGCUAUGGUGAUCUUUCUUCACUAGAUUGUGUCUUAUGCUAUGCCCAGAUGCGUACUUCUUUUCCAGGAUGCUACCCUGGGAGCGGUGGACGCAUUUAUCUUGACGGUUGCUUUUUACGACUCCAAAAUUAUAGCUUCUUCGAGGAGUAUACAAGCCCGAUUGAUACCACUAUAUGUGGGAAUACGACAAGAAAGAGUUCAUUGUUUCAAGAGUCAACAAGUCGGGCAGUGGUCAAUGCUGUAUCAAGUGCGUUAAGAAACAAUGACUACUUUGCUAUGGAAGAAAUGUUAGGGUCGGUUCCUAAUGAUUUGAGCGUGUAUGUGUUGGCGGAAUGUUGGAAGACUUUGAGCCCGAAUUCUUGUAAGGCGUGUUUGAAAAAUGCAUCGAUGUCGAUAACAAAGUGUUUACCGUGGUCCGAGGGUCGUGUUUUGAACACGGGGUGUUUCAUGAGGUAUUCGGAUACCAACUUUCUCAAUCUUGUGCCAGUCACAAGGAGCUCUAGCAAUAGAGGGAGGAUAAUAGCUAUUGUGGCUUGUGUUAGUUCUGUGACAGUUAUUACAGCUGCUUUAAUGAUUGUUGUAUAUAUCAGGAAAAGCAGAUAUAUACAACACAGGAGAACAGCUUCUUAUGAUGCCAACAAACUAGCGAAGAAUCUUAACGACAGCGGCUUGAAUUUCAAAUACUCAACCGUCGAAAAAGCUACACGACACUGGGAUUACUCUAAUAAGCUUGGACAAGGAGGAUUCGGGACCGUCUACAAGGGGGUCCUUACAGACGGACGAGAAAUAGCUGUGAAGAGGCUCUUCUUCAACUACAAAUUCAGAGUGGCAGAUUUCUAUAAUGAAAUUAAUAUAAUUAGGAGUGUUCAACAUAAAAAUCUGAUUAGGUUAUUAGGAUGCAGUUGUUCAGGGCCCGAAAGCAUUCUUAUAUAUGAAUAUAUGCCCAACAAGAGCCUUGACUUCUUCAUUUUUGAUAAAAUAAAAGGCAAGGAAAUAGGCUGGGAGAAGAGAUUUGAGAUUGUUAUUGGUAUAGCAGAAGGCCUGGUUUACCUUCAUGAGAAUACUCACCACCGGAUUAUUCACAGGGAUAUUAAAGCUGCUAACAUCUUAUUAGACUUUAGGCUUCGUCCCAAAAUAGCCGAUUUCGGGCUUGCCAGGUCUUUUCAAGACGAUAAAAGCCACAUCAGCACCGGCAUUGCAGGAACACUCGGGUAUAUGGCUCCAGAAUACUUAGCCCAUGGUCAGUUAACCGAAAAGGCAGAUGUCUAUAGCUUUGGUAUUCUAAUUCUGGAGGUGGUCACUGGAAUGGAAAGCAACAGAAGCAAAACCACUGAGUUUACCGACGACAGCUUACUGUCUACUGCAUGGAAGCAUUUCAAGCAAGGUACAGUGGAAGAAAUAUUCGACACAAAUCUAAUGAUGCACAUGUAUCCUAACAUAAAUUUUCAAAAAGAGGUCAUUAAAGUGGUACAUAUAGCACUUCUUUGCACCCAAGAAGCUCUAUCUUUAAGACCAUCCAUGUCAACAGCACUAAAGAUGUUAGCAAAAGAUGAUUACCCAUUACCCGCCCCUUCUAAUCCCCCUUUUAUAGACGAAUUAACCAUGGAACUUAACAACAUUACACAAAGUACAAGCUUUUGAUUUCUUAAAAGUAGUCAACAUGUCUUUGAAUACUUGUAAGUUGUAACACAUACGUACGAUUUGUACAUUAUAAUUUAUAAGAUAUGGGAUUGUAUACUUGUAACACA
Molecule: messenger RNA, 2485 nt
Organism: Helianthus annuus (common sunflower)
Lineage: Eukaryota; Viridiplantae; Streptophyta; Magnoliopsida; Asterales; Asteraceae
Product: cysteine-rich receptor-like protein kinase 2
Exons: 8
Coding region: 492-2378 (628 amino acids)
Biological process (GO): protein phosphorylation
Molecular function (GO): ATP binding; protein kinase activity
Source: RefSeq, a predicted model, not a curated record